AUGAGGGAUUUAAAGCAAAGCGUGGGGGUGUGCUGUCCUGGUCUGAGGGGACGCCGUGAGAAAGUCCUCCUCUUCAUCGUUUACCUCCAGCUGUGGUCACAGCCGAUGGGGGAAGCAAUUCACCCGGACUGCGCCAUCAUCUCUCAGCACCUGAGAGCGCGAGAGGUUUGCAGCCAGACGAGGAGGAGCGAGGCGCAGAACCAGAACCGGAGCCAUCACACAGGAUGUAAAACAGAGUGGGACGAGAUCGGAUGCUGGCUGAAGGCUGAAGUUGGGCAAGUGGUGAACUUAUCCUGCUCUGAGGUCUUCCAGCAUUUCUCCAGCAACCAGGGGUAUGUAUACAGAAACUGCACAGACGACGGCUGGUCUGAGAUGUAUCCACCCUAUGAGGAGGCCUGUCUUUUCAGUGACGACAGCGAGCCUGAAUCUGAGACAAGUUACCUCUACACGUUCAGACAGGUUUACACUGUAGGAUAUGCCACCUCACUCAUCUCCCUCAUCACAGCCAUCGUGGUGUUUGCAGCCUUCAGGAAGUUCCACUGCACCAGAAACUACAUCCACAUCAACCUUUUCUCCUCAUUUGUCCUGAGAGCCAGUGCCGUCUUUGUGAAAGACACAGUGCUGUUUGCAGAUGAAACCUUGGACCACUGCUCUGUCUCAACAGCCGCCUGUAAGUCAGCUGUGGCUUUCUUCCAGUUCAGCAUCUUGGCCAAUUAUUUCUGGUUACUGGUGGAGGGCAUGUAUCUGCAGACCCUGCUGGCCCUCACUUUUGUCUUGCAGAGGAAAUACUUCUGGUGGUACAUUUUGAUUGGAUGGGGGCUGCCGUCAGCCGUUCUCAUCCUUUGGGUUCUGGCCAGAUUUUUCUUUGACAACAGAGGCUGCUGGGAUGACACCGACAAUGUUGGUAUUUGGUGGAUUAUUAAAGGACCAAUAACAGCUUCCCUGCUGAUCAAUAUAGUCAUCUUCAUUAAUGUUAUCCGGAUUCUGGUUCAGAAGCUUAAAUCUUCAGCUAUGGCUGGGAACAAUGACACUGGACAUUUCAUGAGGCUGGCCAAGUCCACCCUGUUCCUCAUCCCUCUGUUUGGGAUGCAUUACACCGUAUUUGCCUUCCUGCCUGAGAACACAGGUGUAGCAGCCAGACUCUACAUUGAGCUGGGUCUGGGAUCCUUUCAGGGGUUCGUGGUGGCACUUCUCUACUGUUUCAUGAAUGGAGAGGUUCAAAUGGAGCUGCGGAAGUGGCUGUGGAGGUGCCACAGUCCAAAUCAACUCACGCCGGCCAAGAGAAGCAUCACUCAGAUCACAAUUCGUACCCGUGGAGGACUGGGGCUGCCCCCUUCUAGUGCCAACAUCUCCUCAGUAUGAUUACUCACAUUUUCUAUGGGAAAGAAACAUCUGAUUGUUAAGAAACAA
Nematolebias whitei (Rio pearlfish) is the source of this 1410-nucleotide messenger RNA. RefSeq names its product pituitary adenylate cyclase-activating polypeptide type I receptor. Gene Ontology annotation, cellular component: plasma membrane. Gene Ontology annotation, molecular function: G protein-coupled peptide receptor activity; peptide hormone binding; vasoactive intestinal polypeptide receptor activity. The record is from RefSeq and is a predicted model, not a curated record. NCBI's taxonomy places the organism in Eukaryota, Metazoa, Chordata, Actinopteri, Cyprinodontiformes, Rivulidae. The coding region runs from base 1 to 1362 and encodes 453 amino acids. Gene Ontology annotation, biological process: adenylate cyclase-modulating G protein-coupled receptor signaling pathway; cell surface receptor signaling pathway. The transcript has 13 exons.